UGUACCUGUAGUCCCAGCUACUCAGGAGGCUGAGGCAGGAGAAUCACUGGAACCCAGGAGGCGGGGAUUGCAGUGAGCCGAGAUCUUGCCACUGCACUCCAGCCUGGGCAACAGAGCAAGACUAUGAAAAGAAAAGAAAAAGCUCUGGAUUCUGGAUUCUCAGUUCUAGAGCUUAAGGGCCUUGAUCACUCACUGGACAUAGAACAUGUCGAUCUGAAGUUUUCAGCAAAUGAGCUUAGGGCUCACUGAGAGCCCCUCGUUGACCCUUCCCAUCCCGCCCCCUUUCGCCUGCCAACCAGAAUCUUUCCCACCUUGUCUAAGUCCUCUCAGGCCAGCCUUGGUGGGAGGUUUCUAGGAUUCGCUCCCUGCCCUUCCCAUCUUAGGGUGUCGUCUGAGACAGACUCUUAUUCCCUCAAUAAAGAGAGAGACUCUUAUUCCCUCAGCGGCCAGCUCCUCGCCUCCCCUCAGCCGUAGCCACCUCAGUGGUCACCGUCUUCACCGUGGUCGCCUCAGCCCGCUGGCCACCCCAGUUGAGGCGCUGCUGGUGUCAUGUCUGCCACAGGGGACCGACACCCGACCCAAGGGGACCAGGAGGCCCCGGUAAGCCAGGAGGGAGCACAGGCCGAGGCAGCCGGAGCUGGUAACCAGGGGGGCGGCGACUCCAGCCCCGACAGCAGCGACAUGGUGCCUGCGGCCGAGGUGGUCGGAGUGGCAGGGCCCGUGGAAGGCCUCGGGGAGGAGGAGGGUGAGCAGGCGGCAGGCCUGGCCGCAGUCCCCCGGGGCGGGAGCGCCGAGGAGGACUCGGACAUCGGGCCCGCGACGGAGGAAGAGGAGGAGGAAGAGGGGAACGAGGCGGCCAACUUCGACUUGGCGGUGGUCGCCCGUCGCUACCCGGCGGCGGGCAUUCACUUCGUGCUCCUGGGCAUGGUCCACUCCCUUCUCCACCGCCUCUCUCACAAUGACCACAUCUUCAUAGAGAACCGUCGCCUCAGCCGCCUGAUGGUGGGGCCCCACGCUGCUGCGCCCAACCUCUGGGGCAACCUCCCCCUGCUGCUGCUGCCCCGGAGGCUGGGUGCAGGGGCCGCAGCCCGGGCGGGCGAGGGCCUGGGCCUGAUCUUACUAAUUUUUUUUUUUUUGAGACUGAAGAGAGACUCUUAUUCUCUCAGCGGCCAGCUCCUCGCCUCCCCUCAGCCGUAG
Molecule: messenger RNA, 1197 nt
Organism: Pan troglodytes (chimpanzee)
Lineage: Eukaryota; Metazoa; Chordata; Mammalia; Primates; Hominidae
Product: cancer/testis antigen 47A
Exons: 2
Coding region: 550-1197 (215 amino acids)
Source: RefSeq, a predicted model, not a curated record